Messenger RNA from Humulus lupulus (European hop), 1137 nucleotides. RefSeq lists its product as uncharacterized. NCBI's taxonomy places the organism in Eukaryota, Viridiplantae, Streptophyta, Magnoliopsida, Rosales, Cannabaceae. The coding region runs from base 1 to 1137 and encodes 378 amino acids. The record is from RefSeq and is a predicted model, not a curated record. The transcript is spliced from 2 exons.
AUGGCGCCUGGCCCUUCUCCGAACCCCAGUGUUGCUGCGCCGCUUGCUGCAUCUUCUUCCUCGCCUCCUCAUGACGAUCUGCCAGCUGCCCCAUCGCCUCCUUCUCCGGGUCCUCAGCCCCCUCCUCCGGCCACUGUUCUCCCGAGGUGCUCCGCUCCUCCUGGCGAUGGUGCUCCAAGUCUUGGCAUUCCGUGUUCCUCAACAGCCCCUAUCUGUCAACCUUCUCAAGUUAAUCACAUCUAUCACUUGGGAACCGGAGACAAUCCCAACUUUAUGAUAUCAACUCAGAUAUUAACGGGUCAAGAAAAUUUUCAGUCAUGGAAGAGGGCUGCUUCCAUUUCCAUUGCUGCAAAAAAUAAAACCCAGUUUAUAAACGGGUCCCUGACUCAACCCCCUCCCCAUGACCCUUUUUUUCAUGCUUGGAUUCAGUGCAAUAAUAUGGUUAUGGCUUGGAUUUUACAAUCUGUUUCUCGUGAAAUUGCAGCUAGCAUUAUGUUUCAAGAUUCUGCCUCUGCUAUGUGGAAUGAUCUCCAUGAGCGAUUUAAUCAAGGCAAUGGUCCUCGGAUAUUCCAGCUUCAAACUUCAGUCCACACCAUCAAACAAGGUGACUCAGAUGUCAAUUCCUACUUUACUCGUCUCAAAGGUAUUUGGGAUGAACUCAAGGAGUUUCAGCCUAUUAUCCCUUGUUCUUGUGGCUGUAAAUGUGGUGCUGUUGAAAGAUUGCUUGGAUAUUAUCACAGAGAUCAAAUUAUGCAAUUUCUGGCUGGUCUCAAUGACUCAUUUUCUUCUGUGAGAGCUCAAAUUCUGCUCUAUGAUCCUCUUCCUCCGCUGUCCAAAGUCUUCUCCAUGAUCUCUCAAGAAGAAAGGCAAAGAAGUCUAGGCCACACCAUUCCUUUCAUUGCUGCUACUGCGGGUUCACACACUUCUACCAAGCCUCCUUCAUCAAGAUCAAAGAAACCGAGACCCACUUGUUCUCAUUGUCUCAAGCCGGGUCACUUAGUGGAAAAAUGUUUUUUUCUUCAUGGGUUUCCUCCUGGGUACGGUGACAAGCGUCGUCAAGAUGAAGCUAUCAAACCUUCUGCAAACCACCUGUGCUGUCCCAAACCGAGCUCAGUCAGCAGCUUAUCUCCCUCCUAA